Molecule: messenger RNA, 6696 nt
Organism: Alternaria burnsii
Lineage: Eukaryota; Fungi; Ascomycota; Dothideomycetes; Pleosporales; Pleosporaceae
Product: dna repair protein rhp51
Exons: 10
Biological process (GO): reciprocal meiotic recombination; mitotic recombination; mitotic recombination-dependent replication fork processing
Cellular component (GO): condensed nuclear chromosome
Molecular function (GO): double-stranded DNA binding; DNA strand exchange activity; ATP binding
Source: RefSeq, a predicted model, not a curated record
AUCACCCUUCAAAAGUUUGCCAUUCCUGCCUUCUUUCAAAUUUCCUACAUCUCAAACUUUACCUUACAAUUUAUGAUUCGUACCCUAGCAAGAAUGGCACCCAAAAACUGGACCAAGGAGCACUUCACGCUCAACACUGGCGCAAAGAUUCCCGCUGUCGGUCUCGGCACAUGGCAGUCAAAGCCUGGUGAGGUUCGCGAGGCCGUCAAGGCUGCUCUCCAGGGAGGAUACCGCCACAUUGACACCGCGCUUGCCUACGGCAACGAGAAGGAGGUCGGCGAGGGUAUCAAGGACUCUGGCGUACCCCGUGAGGAGAUCUGGGUUACCACCAAGCUUGACAACCCAUGGCACAAGCGCGUUGAAGAGGGCAUUACCAGCUCUCUGAACAGUCUUGGUCUCGACUACGUUGACCUUUACCUCAUGCACUGGCCUUCUUCCACCGACCCCGAUGAUCUUAAGAAGCACUACCCCGACUGGGACUUCAAGGACACCUGGGCGGAGAUGCAGAAGCUCCCCGAGUCUGGCCGCGUAAAGAACAUUGGUGUUUCCAACUUCGCCAUCAAGAACCUCGAGAAGCUGUUUGCCGAUUCUCGCUUCAAGACCACACCUGCCGUCAACCAGAUCGAGCUCCACCCCAACAACCCCUCCCCCAAGCUCCUCGAUUACUGCAAGGAGAAGGGCAUCCACGCCACCGCCUACUCUUGCCUCGGAUCAACCGACUCACCUCUUUACAAGAACGAGAAGCUCAAGAAGCUCGCCGACAACAAAGGCAAGUCUGUCCAGCAAGUCUUGCUCAUGUGGGGUCUGCAGCGUGGCUCCAGCGUCAUCCCCAAGUCUGUCACAGCAUCUCGCAUCCAGGGCAAUUUCCAGCUUGACGGCUGGGAGCUGACUGACGAGGAGAUGAAGGAGAUUAGCUCGCUGCCUGAGCGCUUCAAGGGAGUCAAUGGAUUGACUGCACGCGACAUCAAAUUGAUUGUUGAGGGUGGCUUCAACACCGUAGAAUCAAUUGCCUAUACGCCACGGCGAGCGCUCGAGCAAAUAAAGGGCAUCUCAGAACAAAAGGCCUCAAAACUACUUGCAGAAGCCUCCAAACUUGUACCUAUGGGCUUCACCACGGCCACCGAGAUGCACUCACGCCGCAGCGAACUCAUUUCAAUCACGACCGGCUCAAAACAACUGGACACUCUUCUGGCAGGUGGAAUUGAGACUGGCUCGAUCACAGAGAUCUUUGGCGAGUUUCGAACGGGAAAGAGUCAGAUUUGUCAUACACUCGCCGUUACCUGCCAGCUGCCGUUCGACAUGGGCGGUGGUGAGGGCAAGUGCCUAUACAUCGACACCGAGGGCACCUUCCGACCAGUACGAUGUUUGGCUGUGGCAAAUCGAUUCGGACUUUCCGGGGAAGAAGUUCUAGACAACGUUGCUUACGCGCGCGCAUACAACUCUGAUCACCAGCUGGAGCUUCUCAACCAGGCCGCCCAGAUGAUGACGGAGACACGAUUCUCAUUGCUCGUCGUCGACUCCGCCACCGCACUAUAUCGAACGGAUUUUGCGGGGCGUGGAGAGCUUUCGGCUAGGCAAACACAUUUGGCCAAGUUCAUGCGCACGCUACAACGGCUUGCGGAUGAGUUUGGUAUUGCCGUCGUAAUCACCAACCAAGUCGUUGCACAAGUGGAUGGUGGGCCAAGUGCCAUGUUCAACCCAGAUCCGAAGAAACCUAUCGGAGGAAACAUCAUUGCGCACGCAAUCGGGUCCCUUUCGCAUGCGAUCGCCAUGGUUCAAAACGGAGGCACAUGUCUCUACAAAGAGGCGCGAUUGAACAUUGAACCCGCCUAUCCUGGCUCGACAAUUGUAUUUUCGAUACCAACACACGCUCCUUUCGGGGUCCGAGGCACGGUGAAGCGCAGUCUCAUUACAGAGCACUAUGCAGACAAAGACGAGGAGGCCUUCACGAGGCGUCAUCUAGCCACAGAUGGAUCCAUGUACUUUCGGCAACACCAUGCAUACCCGCGAAGCUUCCUCUGGCGGGUGCUGGACAACAGAAAGAUGCUGGAGAUACAGUCCACCGACUUGGACCACGACUUUUCCGACAAGUUCGAGGCCAACCUCACGCUCCUCUUCCAGUUCCCCGCCGAGAUUCGACCCUUUUGCGUCGCCUUCGCUGAGCCCGCUGAUCGAGACGCAUUGAGCGUCUUCGUAAUCACGACGAACAACGAGCUCUAUACCAUGGCUCUCCACCGCGACUUCUUCUCCACUCCCGCAGCCUCGGAGCAGGAACCCGAGACGUGGUGUAAGAGGUUCGAGCCGGCCCUCUUCAGCGGGCGCAUACCCUACAGAUUGGUCGCCGAAAGCGCAGAGGAGCUACUUGUAACGCUUGACGAUGGGGCCAUCUGCCGUCUGAUUUGGGACAAGGCCAACAACACGUGGGACGGGGCCCGGUACCAGCAGAGUAACUGGUCGGUACGCGGUCUUCUGUCAUGGAAAGCGCAGCCCACAGUCCGGUUUGAAAACGCAGACUUUGCUGUAUCAGCUGCCGCUGCGGUCGCGAUAUCACCGAACAAGCAACAUAUCCUCUCAGUAUGUUUGGAUCACUCGAUAAGGGCGUGGAACAUUGAGUCGGGCAAGCCAGGUGCUCACAUUGACCUCUUGGGCGCCGACGACUUCGCACUGGAAAAGUCACAAGCUUCAUACUCGAUUGGGCCUUCGCAGUCGAUGCUCAUGACUGUUGUGGACGGUCUUGGGGGGCCGGGAGGCGCAGAGUAUCACAUCGUCACCUACUCCCCGAAGCAGCAUCAAUUCAAGUUCUGGGGCGUGCGGGACGCGGACGACCAGGACCAUGGAUUCUACGAUGCUGCGCAGGACUCGGAGCUCAUUCCGCCGAUUGACGAACUCAUGAACACGACUGUAUGGACACUAGAGGAAUUCCACGUAAUCCCAGGACCUGGGUGGAGGGGCUCGGAGAUCUGGAUACGCGCUAGGUCAGGACCGAGCAGUAAAGUCUACUCAUUGAAAUUCGACCUCACUGAUUUUGCCGACCAACGAACACAAACUUGGAAGAACGAUUGGGUGUCUGUUGAUUCAGGCCCAUUGACCGUCGAGGCACUAAAGAUCAAUCCUGCGAAUCCUAGCGAGCGAGAGUCGGAGCCUGACGAGGAGGUCUCUGAUCAAUGGAUUGACUUCCUGUUCUAUCCCGGACGGUUCACGAUUGCGACGUUGGAGACGGCGCUGCUCAUCUGCAAAAGAGGUUCAGAGCGGGUGCGGUCAAGUCGAUCGUCGAAUCGGGGCAGCUUGAAAGAGCGUCUAAGCGCCACUAUUGUCACCCUCGCAGUCGAGCACAGUCCGCAAACAGAAGAUCUCAGCAAAGCCAUAAUAGCAGAGUGGCAGGCUUACUGGAGUCUGGUAAAGGAUCUACAUAAGCGAAGGGGAGAAUCGCUAUCACUCGUUUACGACCGAGCUACCGACCGGCCGUGGCUAGUGUUGAGCGACCAUCUCUCUGCGAUUAGGAAUUGCAGCGAGUCAGAAGUCACUACACUCAACGCAGCUGCCAUCUCAAGCCAGCGCGUGCUGAGCAAACCCCUACGGCAAACCCUGGAUACUUCGGAGUCUCGCGAUGUGGCACGUUUAUUGAACGCCGCAGCUUCCUUCCGUCAACGACUGCCAUCUUUUGUCCAGCAACAAGUACAACGCCACAUGGAGAUGGACCUACUACAGAGUCGGAACAUCACAAUCUUGGAUCGCAUGGAAUGGAUCGAGGUUAACAGCGAACUCUCCCAGCAUGUGACUGACGAGGAUGUCACCGUCCUUGUCGAAGAGCUUGGUAUGGAAGUGAAGGACUUGGGCACUGAGACAUUUCUCCGAGCUAUCAAGAAACUGGACUAUGAACAUGAUGGCCGACCUCAGUCGAGAAAGCAAAUCGCAAGAUAUGGGCUGAGUGCGCUAUCUUCAGUCUCCAAGGAAACGCUUGAGAACGACCAUAAUGCCCUAUUGGACUUGCUUGUGCUGCUGUUGUUCAUGUUCAUCGAGCUGGAGGGAGAAACACAUGACGAGUGGGAUGCAUCUGAAGUCUUUGCAGAGCUUUUGCUUCGGUACAAGGAUUGUAUGGUGGUGUCCUGGUUAGCUCGCACAGUGUGGGCUCACCAGUCUAUGACGGGUCAAGCGUCAGAGCAACUGUAUCGCAUGUUAGGCGAGACGUACAAGACCCAGAAGCUACCUAUUACCCAGACAGUCCUCGAGGGCAUUUACGGACUGCGCGCCUUUGAGGUCUUGCUACCAAAGGAUACGAAGGCGGGUCUACUCACCCACUGGAGCCGGGGCUGGUUGUCUUUCAUCUUCAGGGAACACGACUUUGAGAAUGUCGUGGAGGACAUUAUGGGGUUCCUUCUAGCACAGCAAGAGUACGACCUCGCUAUGGACUUUUCCAAGUUCCUUCCAGAAGGUCAUUGGGCCUCUUAUCUCAAGGGGCGCAUGCACCUUGCACUCGGUGAGAGUGCGCUCGCGUCUUUAUGCUUCCAAAAGCCUGCAUAUACUAUGGCCCUCGGUCCAAUGUUCGAUGUCGCGGAAGAAGACACAGCAGGCCUGGUAUCAGAAGUCGAACGAAACUCGUUUUCCGAAGGCCUAGCACGCUACUACAGUCACGUCAUCGGCCUGUUCGAGAAGGCCAAGGCAUAUUCCCACGUUGCGGAUUUUGCCAAACUCGGUCUGCGAUGUUUGAUGGGCCAGGAAGAUGAGGAGCUCAAGACGGAUCUGCUCCAACGGCUUUUCACCGCUUCAAUACAGACAGCUAGGUUCCAUGAUGCGUACUCUGCGUUGAUCAGGCAUAGCGACACAGCCUUGAAAACGUCUGAUCUUCAAACUCUCAUCACAACCAUGGUCACGGCCUCGCAAACUCGCACCCUCCUCACGUUCCCCUUUGUCGGCCUCUCCGACGCCGUCGACACCAUCCUCACCUCUCUCUGCCAUAAGACACUCAACCUUGCUUCCGGACCGCCGUACCAUCAAAUCCUCUACUCGUUCCGCAUCAGCCGAAACAACUUCCGCGGCGCAGCGUCUAUCCUACACGAGCGGCUGCAACGUCUCAAAACGACAAGUAGCAAGAUCCAUGACCCGGCUGAUGAAAGCCUGGCGCAGAUUUACCUCAUGAUUAUCAAUACCUUGUCGGCGGUCAGCAAGGAGGAUGCGUAUAUAUUGGCUGAGCAGAGGUUGGAGAGUAGUGGUGCAGGAGGGGGGUUGAAUUGGGGGAUUGGACAGGGCAAGAAGUUGCUCAAGAGGCAGAUUGUCACGCUAGAUACGCUGAGAAAGGAGUAUCAGGAGGAGUUGGAUCGGAACUCAAAGUCACUGCGCCGCCUCGCCGCCGACCACGGCUCCCUGCACACCGCCGGCCUUCCUCCCAACUACCUGUUCCCUCCAGGCGCGGAUGACUCGGCAGAUCUCACCUCUCUAGACGUCCUUCUCGCAGGCCCUGUCGGAACACCUUAUUCGGGCGGUGUAUGGCGCCUGCACCUCGACAUCCCACCUACCUACCCCGCCGCCCCGCCCACGGCCCAGUUCCGAACCAGACUAUGGCAUCCGAACAUUGACGAGGCCACGGGCGCCGUGUGUGUGGAGACGCUGAAGCGGGACUGGAGUAGUAGUUUGAAGCUGAGAGACGUGCUCGUUACGAUAUCCUGUCUACUCAUCCAACCGAAUCCCGCGAGUGCGCUCAACGAAGCAGCGGGCAAACUGGCCGUCGAGGACUGGGAGGGUUACUGUAGGCGGGCAAAGCUCAUGACGGAUAUCCAUGCUGCUGUGCCGCGGGACAUGGCCGAUGAGGUCAGGCAAGCGCAAAUGAGGGGCGAAGACAAGGAGACGUCGCCCGAGGAACGUGGCGCGAAACCAGUGUCCAAGGGCAAGGAGAAGGAGCGCGUCAAGAUGACGCCUGCGGGACCAAAGUUGCAACGCCCAGCGAGUGAAGACGAAGAGAACAGGCGACGGAGAGGCGGUGCCGGCAUGCCGGGAGAGCAAAAUAGUGAUGCAGAGGAAGACUGGAUACCUGGGCCGCCCGGGGGCGACCAGACAGCAGCAAGAGGAGGUGGCAGUCAUCAUCAUGCAAGGACGAGGAGUAAAGGGAACAACGCCUUUGGCAUCAAAGGGCUUACUAGGCUUGAUACGGCUCCAAAACGCGUCUUUGGUGGUACGCAUACCCCAACGCCGACGUCGCCUGGUAUACCGAACCCCUUUCCCGACAAGGAAGAGGAGAAGCACACUACUAUUGUUGAUGACGCUGAUGGUCCUCCGUUUGUUACCGUCACGUCGAAACGUGACGCACAUGGUCUAAAGCUCAGCUCGACAACGACGACCACAACAACAACAGCAGUGGUAGUAACAGAGCAAACAGAAACCCCCGACCUGCUCAAAUUCUCCCACAAGAACCCUUUUUCGGCUAUCCAACUCAACAACCAAACUCAUCCUUUGAUCAAGGAAUUCUCGUAUAGUUGGGAAGACGCGGCUGUGUUGCACGAUGCUACUGUUGCUGCUGCUGCUGGUGGUGGCGGUGAUCAUAGUAAUACAGUGGAAAAGUCACUCGUGAGGAAGAGACUGGCGGGCGAAGAGUUUGAGAAGAAGAAGAAAUGGGAGAUGAAGAGGUUUAGGAGGGCUGGGGGGGAUUUGAAGAGGUUUAAUCGUGGGGAUUGGGGAGCGAGGGUGGGGGUGGGGAGGUUGUGA